AAGUCAUACACGAAAUGGAGGAGGAUUCACGUGAGAAGGCAUUCCGAUUUGUCGCCUACUCGGCCGUCACAUUCUCACUGAUUGCCUUGGUCAGUGUAUUUGUGACGUUGCCACUUGUCAACAACUACAUCCACUCCGUACACCUUCGUGUCCACGAUGAGAUGCAAUUCUGCAAGCUCUCAGCCCGUGACGUGAUGUUGGAAAUGCACAACUUCCGUCAGACUCCAAACAAGAAUCUUCCAUUCUUCCUGCGUCGUUCUUCCAACGAGACGACACGUCUGAAGCGUGACGCCGCCGCUUGCCAGGGAUGCUGUCUGCCAGGUCUUCCUGGACCAGACGGACCACCAGGAAAGAACGGAGCUCCAGGACGGCCGGGAGCUCCAGGAGCACCUGGAUUCCCAGGACGCCCACCAGCAGUGUGUGAGGAGAUCACCGAGCCACCAUGCACACCAUGCCCACCAGGAGAGCCAGGACCACCAGGACCACCAGGAGAUGCUGGAAACCCGGGACAAUCGGGGCAUCCAGGAAGAAAUGGAAAUGAUGGAGGAGUUGGACCACAAGGACCACCAGGACCACCCGGAAACAACGGAGAAGGAGGAAGAGAUGGACCACGUGGAGAGCAAGGAAGACCAGCAAUCUCCACUCCAGCUCUGCCAGGAGAUCCAGGAGCACCAGGAGAACCGGGACCAUCUGGACUUCCAGGAGAUCAAGGACAAGCUGGCCGUCCAGGAUCCGACGGUGCGCCAGGACCACAAGGACCACCAGGUCCACCAGGCCAACAAGGUCAUCCAGGACAAGCCGGACCAGCUGGCCAACCAGGACAGCCAGGACCACAAGGAGAACGUGGAAUCUGUCCAAAGUAUUGCGCCUUGGACGGAGGUGUCUUCUUCGAGGACGGAACACGUCGUUAAGAUCGUUAAGAUCCGAUCACUCAUUAACUUAUCUCUUCGUGGUUUCCCACCCACGCCUCUUCUUUGCCUUCAGAGUUCGGGUAAAUCCGUGCUGUCUUUUCUCGUUUCUUUUCAACUGUAUUUGUACAUUUAUGAAGAAUUUGCAACUUCGUAUAUAAAAUCUAGUCGUUUAUAGAAUUUAAAAAAAUCAAUUAUUUUUCGGCUUGUUAUGGAGAGUUUCUGAAAAGUAUCAUAUGUAGGUAUUUUGAAACUUUACAAUAAAGAACUUACUAACG
Molecule: messenger RNA, 1186 nt
Organism: Caenorhabditis elegans
Lineage: Eukaryota; Metazoa; Nematoda; Chromadorea; Rhabditida; Rhabditidae
Gene: col-97
Product: Nematode cuticle collagen N-terminal domain-containing protein
Exons: 3
Coding region: 15-911 (298 amino acids)
Molecular function (GO): structural constituent of cuticle
Source: RefSeq, marked reviewed